Molecule: messenger RNA, 585 nt
Organism: Gracilinanus agilis (Agile Gracile Mouse Opossum)
Lineage: Eukaryota; Metazoa; Chordata; Mammalia; Didelphimorphia; Didelphidae
Gene: HES3
Product: hes family bHLH transcription factor 3
Exons: 3
Coding region: 1-585 (194 amino acids)
Biological process (GO): anterior/posterior pattern specification; regulation of neurogenesis; regulation of transcription by RNA polymerase II
Cellular component (GO): nucleus
Molecular function (GO): protein dimerization activity; DNA-binding transcription factor activity, RNA polymerase II-specific; RNA polymerase II cis-regulatory region sequence-specific DNA binding
Source: RefSeq, a predicted model, not a curated record
AUGGAAAAGAAGCGAAGAGCGAGGAUCAAUGUAUCCUUGGAGCAGCUGAAAAUGCUGCUGGAGAAACACUAUUCGCACCAGAUCCGUAAGCGCAAACUGGAGAAAGCAGAUAUUCUGGAAUUGAGCGUCAAAUACAUGAAAAGUCUGCAGAAUUCGGUUCAAGGUGUUCCCCCAGUGUUCACCAGUGCCGAGUACCAGGCAGGCUUUCGGAGCUGCCUCCACGGGGUGAGCCAAUUUCUGCGGCGCUCUGAGUCAAGCUACGGUCUGCCUUGCCACCUGCUGCAGGAACUCGCCCAUGUCGGCCUCCAGGCAGGCACCCCGGGCUUCAGUACCACGGACAGCGCCACGCCGAUUUCAAGCCCUGAGGCGCAGUCUCCCGCCUUCCCCAGAUGCUCCGGAGCGGCGGAGCCUUGGGGAUCUUCUCCCUCCGCCAGCACCCUGCGGCCAUCUAGACAGAGGCUUCUCCUUCCUACUGCCACCCCCACCGCGAUCCCAGUUCCUCCCGAGAGUCCCCAGCCAGAAGUCCUUCGAAACAGCGCCUCUGCAGAGAGUAGCAAAGGGCAGAAUGUGUGGCGUCCUUGGUAA